UCCAAUUUGCUCUAACCCAUUUCCGCGAUGUAGUGUCAAAAAAUACGUUGGAGAUGUUACCGGGAAACGGUACCAUCGUAUUGGACACUGUUUGGGCCAUAAAUUUGGGCGUGAAAUCGUGCACUUCUGAAAGCAGUUCCACCGUUCUAUCAGCCACGCGUAAGAUGUACCAGAGCGUAGCGCAACUCAUAAAACUUUGCGAUGACGUCCUCAUCGAUGGAGACCAGAGUGCGGCCUUGGAUGAGAAAAAUGUCUGCGAUGUCCUAGCACAAGUCGAAAAUUCGGUCAAGAAUUUGAUAGCGCUGGUGCAAGAAAAAAUGGCAUUACAACAGAGCAUAUCAUAUAAAUCCCACGGGAACGCCAGCCUCGAUAUGCCAGCACAACGAAAUUCCCUACCGGACAUUCCUUUAACUCCUCGAGACAGGCAAAUUCUCGAGCAGACUUCCUGUGUAAGCGGAAAGGUACGAGGCAGUCACAGUUCCGAAUCUGUCCUACGGGAUUCGAGUCCACCACCCAAACCGCCCAUUCCAGACGGAAUAUUUUUUAGCAUAAGUCGGACGGAAGUCGACGAUGCUGACACGCCCCCUCCGCUUCCGCCAAAGAAAAAAGUGAACAGAAGUUACCAGCCAGUUGACGAAUGCUUUAGUAGUAAUAAUUCCUUAUUUAAUUCUAGUCUAGAAAGGUAAAUGGCUAUAAUUGUG
Messenger RNA from Agrilus planipennis (emerald ash borer), 701 nucleotides. Its product is annotated as guanine nucleotide-releasing factor 2. Lineage: Eukaryota; Metazoa; Arthropoda; Insecta; Coleoptera; Buprestidae. The transcript has 3 exons. Bases 54 to 686 code for a protein of 210 amino acids. The record is from RefSeq and is a predicted model, not a curated record.